AAAGAAAAAGGAUUUCCUCUGGGCUGCUGCCACGACUCUGAUGUUUUAUGCUGAUAAAAUAUUCCCUUCUUAAAAAAAAGUUCUGGGAAAAUCAUGCCACUUCAACUUGGAAGCGAAACCCACCCUAACUUUCGUCUUAAAACGCAGCGAAGUGAAAGGUCUGCUCCUCUUUCACGAGGGUUUUCUUCCUUACCGUUCGGGUCUUGCUACCGGGACCUAGCUGGGUCCGCAGCUUUCUUCGGAGGCUGGCGCGGGAGGAGGACUACAGGAUCCAGAGGUCUUUGGAAACUCCAGCAGCUCCAAGCUUGUUGGCUACUACAGUUUCCCUGAGGAGUGACGCUGCGAAAACAAACCCUGAUUGGUCAGGCCUGAGCUGAGUUCUCCAUUUAUGGACAGAUUGCCCGGCCCGAGCCGAGACUCAGCCAGAGGAGUACGGAUUAAGUGGCCGAAGAAAGAGGAACGAGGCAGGAGAGCGAGGCGGACGCUCCGAGUACAUCGGACUCACCUGGGCCGGCGGCGAGCGGCGGGUCAGAGUGGACUCCUGCCCUCCGCAGCAUGCGCCCCGCCUGCUAGGUCGCAGCCGUCUCGCCCUCACCUAACGCCGCCGAUCCCGCCUGGAUGGAGUCCCCCCUGGGUUCCCAUUGGCUCCUGUGAGUGCUUGGGUGUCUGGAGCCUGUUUUUGGCGAGGGGAACCAACUUUUGAAGUUCGCCCAGGAGACUGCGUUCCAGCCCCAGCUCCCCUGCAGCGGGACCCGGCGGAGGCGCGACCGCGGCGCGAGUCACCAUGGGAAGCAAAGGUGCCUACCGAUACCACUGGCAAAGCCACAAUGUCAAGCACAGUGGUGUGGACGACAUGGUGCUACUCUCCAAGAUCACAGAGAAUUCCAUCGUGGAGAAUCUGAAGAAGAGAUACAUGGACGACUACAUUUUUACAUACAUAGGAUCUGUAUUAAUCUCAGUCAAUCCUUUCAAGCAGAUGCCAUAUUUUGGGGAAAAGGAAAUUGAAAUGUACCAAGGAGCGGCACAGUAUGAAAACCCACCACAUAUCUAUGCCCUUGCUGAUAGUGUGUACAGAAACAUGAUCAUCGACAGAGAGAACCAGUGCGUCAUCAUCAGUGGUGAAAGUGGUGCUGGAAAAACAGUGGCUGCCAAAUAUAUCAUGAGCUACAUCUCCAGAGUGUCUGGAGGAGGCCCCAAAGUCCAGCACGUGAAGGACAUUAUCCUGCAGUCCAACCCACUGCUGGAGGCCUUCGGGAACGCCAAGACCGUCCGGAACAACAACUCCAGCCGAUUUGGAAAAUACUUUGAAAUCCAGUUCAGUCCAGGUGGGGAACCAGAUGGUGGAAAGAUCUCCAACUUCCUUCUGGAAAAAUCUAGGGUGGUGAUGAGGAACCCAGGAGAGCGGAGUUUUCACAUAUUUUACCAGCUCAUCGAGGGCGCCUCUGCAGAGGAGAAGCACAGCCUUGGCAUCACCAGCAUGGACUAUUAUUACUACCUGAGCCUCUCGGGCUCAUACAAGGUUGAUGACAUUGACGACAGGCGGGAGUUUCAGGAAACUCUGCACGCCAUGGAUGUGAUUGGGAUCUUUGCAGAAGAGCAAACGCUGGUGUUGCAGAUCGUGGCGGGUAUUCUCCACCUGGGAAACAUCAGCUUCAAAGAAGUUGGCAACUACGCAGCUGUGGAGAGUGAAGAGUUUUUAGCUUUUCCUGCAUAUCUGCUAGGGAUAAACCAGGACCGGUUGAAAGAAAAGCUAACAAGCCGGCAGAUGGAUAGCAAGUGGGGAGGCAAAUCCGAAUCCAUCCACGUGACCCUCAAUGUGGAGCAGGCCUGUUACACCCGGGAUGCGCUCGCCAAGGCCCUGCACUCCCGGGUUUUUGAUUUCUUGGUAGAUUCGAUCAAUAAAGCCAUGCAGAAAGACCAUGAAGAAUACAACAUUGGCGUCCUAGACAUCUAUGGCUUUGAAAUAUUCCAGAAAAAUGGCUUUGAACAGUUUUGUAUCAAUUUUGUUAAUGAAAAACUGCAGCAGAUUUUUAUUGAACUGACAUUAAAGGCGGAACAGGAAGAAUAUGUUCAAGAGGGAAUAAGAUGGACACCCAUUGAGUACUUUAAUAAUAAAAUUGUAUGUGACCUCAUAGAGAACAAAGUGAACCCUCCUGGCAUCAUGAGCAUCCUGGAUGACGUGUGUGCCACGAUGCAUGCGGUGGGUGAGGGGGCAGAUCAGACGCUGCUCCAGAAACUUCAGAUGCAGAUUGGGAGUCAUGAGCACUUUAACAGUUGGAACCAAGGCUUCAUCAUUCAUCAUUAUGCUGGGAAGGUAUCCUAUGACAUGGAUGGAUUUUGUGAAAGGAACCGGGAUGUGCUUUUUAUGGAUCUCAUCGAGCUUAUGCAGAGCAGUGAGCUGCCUUUCAUAAAGUCUUUAUUUCCGGAAAAUCUGCAAGCUGACAAGAAAGGGCGCCCAACUACUGCCGGAAGCAAAAUAAAGAAACAAGCCAAUGACCUUGUGAGCACCCUGAUGAAAUGUACGCCUCACUACAUUCGCUGCAUCAAGCCAAAUGAAACCAAGAAGCCCAGAGACUGGGAGGAAAGCAGGGUAAAACAUCAAGUUGAAUAUCUGGGUCUGAAAGAGAACAUUCGAGUGAGAAGAGCUGGCUAUGCCUAUCGGCGCAUUUUCCAAAAAUUCCUACAGAGGUAUGCCAUUCUGACCAAAGCCACCUGGCCCUCUUGGCAAGGAGAUGAGAAGCAAGGCGUCCUGCACCUGCUGCAGUCAGUCAACAUGGACAGCGACCAGUUCCAGCUGGGGAGGAGUAAAGUGUUCAUCAAAGCCCCCGAGUCUCUAUUUCUUUUAGAAGAGAUGAGAGAGAGAAAGUAUGAUGGGUAUGCUCGAGUGAUACAGAAAUCAUGGAGGAAAUUUGUGGCCCGGAAGAAAUACGUUCAGAUGAGAGAAGAAGCCUCAGACAUCUUACUGAACAAGAAGGAGAGAAGGAGAAACAGUAUUAACAGGAACUUUAUAGGCGAUUACAUUGGGAUGGAAGAGCACCCGGAACUCCAGCAGUUCGUGGGCAAGAGGGAGAAGAUUGAUUUUGCAGACACGGUAACCAAGUACGACAGGAGGUUCAAGGGUGUAAAGCGAGACCUGCUUCUUACCCCAAAGUGCUUGUACUUAAUCGGACGAGAAAAAGUGAAACAGGGCCCAGACAAGGGCCUGGUGAAAGAAGUCCUGAAGCGGAAAAUCGAGAUAGAACGGAUCUUGUCUGUGUCCCUCAGUACUAUGCAGGAUGACAUUUUUAUUCUCCAUGAGCAAGAGUAUGACAGUUUGCUUGAAUCUGUCUUCAAAACUGAAUUCCUAAGCCUCUUAGCAAAGCGUUACGAGGAGAAAACCCAGAAGCAACUACCUCUGAAAUUCAGCAAUACGCUUGAACUGAAGUUGAAAAAGGAGAACUGGGGUCCCUGGAGUGCAGGGGGCUCCCGGCAAGUGCAGUUCCACCAGGGCUUUGGAGACCUGGCUGUCCUCAAGCCCAGUAACAAAGUGCUGCAGGUCAGCAUUGGACCUGGACUGCCCAAGAACUCCCGCCCUACCAGAAGGAACACUACCCAAAAUAGAGGUUAUUCCAGUGGGACCCAAAAUGCCAACUACCCAAUGAGAGCGGCCCCUCCUCCCCCAGGAUACCAUCAGAACGGAGUCAUCAGAAACCAGUUUGUGCCACAUCCCGAUGCUCCUGGAGGCCAGAGGUCCAGUCAGAAAAGCCUGUACACCUCCAUGGCCCGCCCGCCCUUGCCACAGCAGCAGUCUACUGGUUCAGACCGCGUGUCACAGACGCCAGAGAGCCUGGAUUUCCUCAAGGUCCCAGACCAGGGAGCCGCAGGGGUCAGGAGACAAACGACCAGUAGGCCUCCCCCAGCAGGGGGCAGACCCAAGCCCCAGCCCAAGCCCAAGCCUCAGGUGCCACAGUGCAAGGCUUUGUAUGCCUAUGAUGCUCAGGACACAGACGAACUCAGCUUUAAUGCCAAUGACAUUAUUGAUAUUAUCAAAGAAGAUCCUUCUGGCUGGUGGACGGGUCGACUACGAGGCAAGCAGGGCCUGUUCCCCAACAACUAUGUGACCAAGAUCUGAGGCGCCCAUGACUCUGACACGUGGGGCAGAGGAGCUCCAGGCACAGACCAGGGGAGGGGAUAUUUAGGGGCUCCCCUUACAAUCCACAAUGAGCAACUGCUUCUCCAAGGCCUGGUACCUUCCCCAUGGAGGACACUGAAAAGACUGGGUUGGGGACAGGGAGUAUCACUCCGUAAGUGAUCCUAAAAGGUAGCCUCUUCAUAGGAACCCAGGAGGGCAAAACCACCAUGCAUUAAGAUUUAUUUAUUGUAUUUAAACCUGGUGAGAGGACAAGUGAGGUCUGCUCAGACCUUGUAGGCUUCUAUCAAAACAGCACCCGGCUUGCUCACCAGGCCUAGGGAAUGGCUGUAGGCGGCCGCUGACAAGUGCCUUUAGUUGAAGAGCACAUUUCUUUCAUCUCUUUUGUCUGUACCUGAUACACACAUUCCUCUCUGCCACCUUCCCUCAGGGAGGACCCGCCCUCUGCAGACUGGGCUCAGCGUGAGCAGGCACUUCCCACGCACAUGCCAAGGGCAAGCUGGCCUGCUGAGCCCAGGGGACAGCGGAGCACUGGUUUACACUUUGCCGGGACCAUCAGGGCCGCCAAGCAGGUCGGGGCUGGGGGCUGGGCUGCCAGCUUUGCUUUCUCUGGGUCUUCAGUUGGAAUGUGGCUGGCCCAUGUUGGUUUGUGUUUAAAUGCUGUACUUAUUACAAGAAGGAUCUUUUUUCAAGCUGUACAUUUAUAAAAACAGAUCAUAUACUGUAUAUAUAAAAAUCUUAAGAUGGUAGAAACAUGUAUGAAUGUACUAAGUAGUAUUCCACUGUACUCAUUCAUAAGGUAGGUUUUCUUACAAAACUCACACCAGGUACUUACAGAUGUGCCCUGCUCUUUUCCAACGACGGAAUGUCAUUGCUUUCUAGCUCAGUCCCUGCAGAUUCUUCUCAACUCUUUCCCUAUAGGAAACGUCCUCCGCAUCCCGCCCCCACCUCCUAAAUAAAUAAAGGAAUCCGCGAACACCUUCUUCUUU
Messenger RNA from Piliocolobus tephrosceles (Ugandan red Colobus), 5118 nucleotides. RefSeq names its product myosin IE (gene MYO1E). The transcript is spliced from 28 exons. The record is from RefSeq and is a predicted model, not a curated record. Gene Ontology annotation, molecular function: actin filament binding; ATP binding; microfilament motor activity. Bases 785 to 4111 code for a protein of 1108 amino acids. Gene Ontology annotation, biological process: glomerulus development; actin filament organization; endocytosis. Gene Ontology annotation, cellular component: myosin complex; actin cytoskeleton; plasma membrane. Lineage: Eukaryota; Metazoa; Chordata; Mammalia; Primates; Cercopithecidae.